CGCCUGAAAUUUCGUCACUCAAGAAAACGUUCUCCUGCCUCAGCCUGCCUGCAGCAUCAGACUUUGCUUGUCGGUUAACUUUGAAAUUUAAAGUUAAUUUUUCUCGUCGGAAAUUACUGUUCAUCUGGCUCUUCUUCCAAUCAUCAACUAAGAACGUAAGAAGAUUUUAAAAUGGCUGGUGAACCAUCCAAUGAGAAAUCUGCCUUGGCGAAGGAAAGCGCGGAUGAAACCUUGGAGGCAAAGCGCAGCGAGGAAGGGCAAAAAGCACCGAUGAAGCGACCACGUGACGACAAGAAUUGCGUUGUUGAAAAGAUUGUAGAUAAACGCGCCGUCCCCCGCGGCAGUACGGAAUAUUAUGUCCAGUGGAGAGAUCAUGGAGAGGAGGACAACACUUGGGAAUUGGACGAGGAUCUUGACUGCAUUGAGCUGAUUGAAGCCUUUGAAGCUGAAUUGGAGGCCAAGAAAGAGGCAUUCGAAGAGGCCAGCGACGAAGCUGAGGGGGACUCGGACGUGGAGGAGGCGACGGACAACAGCAGCAGCAGUAACAGCAGCGACGAUGACUCUCCCGAAGAACGGGAGCAGUAUGUUUUAGAAACUAUUCUCGAUAAGCGCAUCGACUCCCGGGGAAAGGCCGAGUAUCUUUGCAAAUGGAAGGAUUAUGGGGAGGAACACAACACUUGGGAAUUUGGGAGGAAGUUGAAUCGCCCUGAAUUGAUUGCUGCGUUUGAGGCUGCAGGAAUGGCGAAGGAGGAUGCGGAGAACAGCGGACCAUAAAUUUUAGAAUUUGUUUCCCUUAUUAUUUUAUGUAUCUGCUGAAUUUUUUUAUUUAUUCCAUAUUUUCUAUUCUUUACAAUGUUAAAGAAAUAAAUUUCUUGAAAUAA
Messenger RNA from Folsomia candida, 881 nucleotides. Its product is annotated as chromobox protein homolog 5. Lineage: Eukaryota; Metazoa; Arthropoda; Collembola; Entomobryomorpha; Isotomidae. The transcript is spliced from 4 exons. Gene Ontology annotation, biological process: negative regulation of transcription by RNA polymerase II; chromatin organization. Gene Ontology annotation, molecular function: chromatin binding. The record is from RefSeq and is a predicted model, not a curated record. The coding region runs from base 172 to 774 and encodes 200 amino acids. Gene Ontology annotation, cellular component: pericentric heterochromatin.